CAGAUACAUGCACGAUCCUUAAUUGCGAAUUUGAGUCUUGAAUGAUUAAAUUGUCGCUAAGCUUUUCAAUUUUGCAUCUUGAUAGUUGGGUCACUGAAUUUUCUGUUGAUAUGAUAUUGAAUUUGCAAUAAGCUAUGGAAUUGUGCUUCAUCUCAAGUAGAAUAAUGUGUAUUGUUGAUGUGGUGUACUUUGGGUAUAAACCAUAAUGAAAAGGGGUACGCUUGAUACAAUUUUAUGAGACUGAUCUUUGUGCAUUGUAGAAGGCCAAUGAGGUACCAGACUGCUGAAUAUGUUGUCCAAGCUGACAUGAUGUGUAACGUUUCUUUGUGAACAAGUCUCAAGGCUCUCCAAUAUCUACUGAAGUUGAUGAGUUGCCUCCUGCUUUCCCUCCAAGUACACAGCCACAACCCUUUAUUCCUCUUAUAGCUCCUUCCCCAUUGAUACCUUUCACAAAUAAUUCUGUGCCCAAGUUAUCAGGCCUUUGUUCAUUGAAUUUCUCUGCUGCUCAAGAUAUAAUGACCACAACUGCUACUGAUUGCUGGACAUCCUUUGCUCCAUAUUUGGCAAAUGUUGUAUGUUGUCCUCAAUUUGAUGCCAUGUUGGUGACCCUCAUAGGGCAGUCGAGCAAAUACUCUGGGGUGCUAGCUUUGAACACAACUCAUGCUAGUCACUGCCUCUCUGAUGUUCAGAAGGUCCUUGUCAGUCAAGGAGCAAAUGAGAACCUAAAGGAAAUAUGUUCAGUCCACCCAACAAAUCUCACUGAGGCCUCUUGUCCUGUUGUAUCUGUGGAUGAAUUUGAGAGUGUUGUAGAUACUUCGAGACUGCUGACUGCUUGUAGAAAAAUUGAUCCUGUAAAUGAGUGUUGUGAUCAAGUUUGCCAAAAUGUCAUACACUAUGCUGCUAGAAAAAUUGCCUUAAAUGAUUUGUCUACUUCAGAUGGAAACCAUAGCCUGCCUGGGCCGAAAGCUAGGAUCAAUGAUUGCAAGAAUAUUGUUGUACGUUGGUUGGCUAGUAAACUUGAUCCAUCCACUGCAAAUAGUGUUUUUAGAGGACUUUCAAAUUGCAACCUAAACAAAGUAUGCCCAUUGGUUUUUCCAAGUGUCUCAAGUGUUGUGAAAGAAUGUGGCCAUCUCAUACAUAACCAAACAGCUUGCUGCAAAGCCAUCAAAGGUUAUGUGUCCUAUUUGCAAGAGCAGAGCUUUGUAACCAAUCUGCAGGCCUUGAAAUGUGCUGCAUCACUUGGGAAAAAAUUGCAGAAUGCUAACGUCUCCAAGGAUGUUUAUAGUCUUUGUCAUAUAAGCCUGAAGGACUUUUCGCUUCAAGUUGGAUUGCAAGAAUCUGGCUGCCUUUUGCCGAGUUUGCCUUCAAAUGCAGUAUUUGAUGGAACUUCAGGGAUUGGAUUCAUUUGUGACCUUAAUGACAACAUUGUAGCCCCAUGGCCCACAUCUUCAUAUCUGCUUUCAUCCUCAUGCAAUAGAAGUAUGUAUAAGCUCUAUCAAGAAUUUCUAGCUGCUUGCUCUUAUUCUCAAUUACAAUCCUUUAUAACAAAUUAAUGUAAUUCCUUAUUUGUAUGAGCUAAAAAAGGAAUUCAAAUAAUAUACAUAAUUAUUAGGCAGAUUCUAUUAAUCAUAUAAAAGUAAAAAUAAUGACAGAUCCCUACUAACAGCCCCUCAAGUUGAUGAGACUAAUUGAGUAAUAUAAAUUUCUAAGGUAGAAACCAAUGACAGGGACGUGGAACAACUUUGGUAAAGAUACUUAGAUGCUGAAGUUCAGAGCUAACAUAAGGAAAAGAUAGAAUAUGAUCAUCUCAGGACUAGGGUAAUCAAAAGAAAGACAAGUAGAAAAUAUUGGUUAUCAAAGAAAGUCACAUUCCUAGUAAUGUGCAACUUAGGACAUUGACAUCAUAACAGAGAAAACAUAUUUUAGUAAGAGCAAAACCCAUAAAGGCACAUUGUAAGAUAAUACAAGGAAAUCAAAGUGGAGAACCUGAGAUGGAACAAGUUGAUCAAGUAGCAUACACUUGUGGACAAAGCUCUAACCUAGAACUGAGAAGGGAGACGUGUGAAAGUGACAUGAAGUAAUUGUAGAUUCUUUUGUUCAUCACCACCAUCUUGUUAUGGUAUAUAGGAACAAGAGUAUUUGGAAAUAAUUCGUCACCGCUGCAGUAAUUCGUGAAACUCAUGAGAAAUAUAUUCUCCUCCAAAAUUUGUGCAUUAACAUUUAAUACACGAGAAAGUUUGUCAAUAUGUGCAAAAAAUUCUUGAACAUGCAAAAAACAUUCGAUUUAGACCUGAAAAUAUAUAUUCAUUUGAAACAGCUGUUAUAUUCAUCUAUAAAUGUUACAAUUAUUUGUCUGUUCAAACAAUCCACAAUAACAGUAGUUGAGUUGUGCAGUAAAAAAAUUUUACAGUUGUAAAACACUUUUCAAAGAUGAAAAACAAGUUUAAUAAAAAAAGUUUGGAAUCUGAGAUCAAAGCAUAGAAGAAAAACACAAAUUUUUGUAUGGGUUUAUCUUAACCAUUGAGACUACGUCCAGUUCUUGGUAUCACCACCAAGUUUCACUAAAACUCACUAAAAUGCAAGUAGUAUUAAAAGACAACCACUUCUGGGCUUAAGUAUUCUCUAUACUUGCUUUUCAAGGCAAAAACCCAAAGUAUUAUUUAUCCAGUAACAUUUUCAACCUUUUAAACUUCCCCAGAUUACAAGAAAGUCAAGAUUGAAAACAACGUUUGUAUAUGAGGAAUAUGAAAUGUCUCAGUCUAGAUAUUCUCACAAGGAAAGUAUCUAAGAGUAUUACAAAUUGAAUCAUGGAGAAUGCUUGCUUAAUUGUUUUCUUAUGUCCAUCAAUAAUGUGAGUAGUCCAUGUCUUCAGGUAUAUUUUAGGGUGUUAUAAAAGAUAAUCAGAUGUUGUAUAUACUUGUGAAGGACUUUGGAUGGCUUUUUGUUUGAGGUUUGGUGAGUAUGAAGAAAAUCAUUAUCAUGCAUUAAUUGUCAUGGCAUUUCACCAACUUGUUUCUUUGAUAAGACAAACAAUCUACUUAUCUCACCUAGUUAGUUAGAUAUUUUUGACUUAUGCAGUAUAAUUUAUUACCUAAAAAAUAACACAGGACACUCAGAAGAAUAAUAUUAAAUAGAGUUCACAUCAAUAAAUUUUCAAUCCCAAACUCAUACUACACUAAGUCUGAUGGGGAACCUUACAAGAUACUUCGUCUGAAUACAGGCAAUACUCUGUCUUGGUGAGUUUUAGACAAUACUUCGUCUAAUGCCUCUAAAAAUGUAUUUGUUUGUUAUUAAUCAAAAGGGUCUUGACAAUCUUUGUUAAAAUAGCAUAUAUAUUUUGGAUUAGAUGAUACUUGUGAUAUAUCCCACACAUAACUAUGAAUUAGAUAAAAUCAUUUGUCAAUAUGGUGUGCAAGAGAUGGAAAAGGAAUAGUUUUGCUUUUGGCAAGUUUGUAAAUAGAAGAAUCGAAAGAGUAAUUAGAAAGAGGCAAAAUUUGAAUGACCAAACUUUCUAUGCCUAUUCUCACACUUAUUUGACCCACUAUGACAAGUGAAGCAGUCAUGUGAUUAGAGAUUCUUUAAUCAACAAACCAAAGCUAAGCAACAACAUUGGACAUACCUGAAUACCCAAGGUAGAAAGAGCAGAUAGUAUCAUUUGUUGGAUAUAGUUUAAGCUCCAAUAUUGAAGGCCCUUCACUAGUUUCUAGGUGCAUAUAGUUGGCCACUCUUUGAUGAUAUGACCAUGUUGCUUACAAUAGUUACAACAUUUCUUGUUGCAAUUGCAAGUAAUAUGACCUAGUUGUUUGCCAGAAAAACAUUGUUUCAGUAAGGCAGGGCAAUGGUUUCAAACUCUGGUACAAGCUUCAUGAGUGCUUCAAGAGUGGUUUCGAAUUCUGGUAGAAGCUUCAUGAGUGCUUCAUGAGAAGUUAGUUGAUGUUUUAUAGUUAUCAAUCUGCUUUCUUUUUCAAUUGCCAAAGAAAAGUGGGACCAAUUGAAGCAUGUCCCGAUAUUAUUGUUGUUUGAUUAGAUCUAUAAUAUUGAUACCAAUUCUCUACACUAGUUUCAAACCAUUAACAUUGGGGAACCAAUUGAAUUCAGGCUACCAUCAACUUAAAAGCUGUCGCCCCACAUGCCAACUUCCAUAAAUGGCUUGUCUAUGUUCAUUUUCAUCUAUGUUUUUCAACAGUCAAAUCAUAUAAAUGUCAAGAAUUUCUCGCUGCUUGCCUUCUUUCAUUGUAUUCCCUUUCAUAAAUAAUGCAUGCUCAAUUACCAUCCUACAUGGCUGGCAAAUUAACGUAAUUUCUUAUUUGUANNAGCUAAAAAGGGAAUUAUAACAGUAUGCAAUUAUUAGGCAGAUUCUAUCAAUGAAAGAAAAGGAAACAAUAAUAACAACGAAUCCUUGACUAACAAGCUCCUCACCUAUAUCCCAUGUUCCUGUCUUC
Vigna radiata var. radiata (mung bean) is the source of this 4442-nucleotide messenger RNA. RefSeq lists its product as uncharacterized. The transcript has 6 exons. The record is from RefSeq and is a predicted model, not a curated record. Gene Ontology annotation, cellular component: plasma membrane. Lineage: Eukaryota; Viridiplantae; Streptophyta; Magnoliopsida; Fabales; Fabaceae. Bases 516 to 1553 code for a protein of 345 amino acids.